Messenger RNA from Zygosaccharomyces rouxii, 312 nucleotides. It is a transcript of the gene HOT13, whose product is annotated as Hot13p. Gene Ontology annotation, molecular function: zinc ion binding. Gene Ontology annotation, biological process: protein import into mitochondrial intermembrane space. The transcript has a single exon. Bases 1 to 312 code for a protein of 103 amino acids. Gene Ontology annotation, cellular component: mitochondrial intermembrane space. The record is from RefSeq and is a predicted model, not a curated record. Lineage: Eukaryota; Fungi; Ascomycota; Saccharomycetes; Saccharomycetales; Saccharomycetaceae.
AUGUCCAUUAGGGGCCUUUUAGUCGAUGAUCAAUCCCGUUGUGAGCAUUGGCAUUUGCCACUGGACGUAAUUGCUUUAAGGUUUAGGUGUUGUGACGAGUACUAUGCAUGUUAUUCUUGUCAUCAACAAUGUACUAACCACGAGGUAGAAAAGUACUCCUUAGAGAAUUCUCAAUCAUCACCACUAAUAAUGUGUGGUAUUUGUAAGUUACAGAUGUCCUUUGAACAAUAUCGUCAAUUGGAAUGUCCCCGUUGUCAUUCGCCUUUUAAUCCCGGCUGCAAACUACACUACCAUUUGUAUUUUGAUCCAUAA